Molecule: messenger RNA, 742 nt
Organism: Magnolia sinica
Lineage: Eukaryota; Viridiplantae; Streptophyta; Magnoliopsida; Magnoliales; Magnoliaceae
Exons: 2
Coding region: 84-515 (143 amino acids)
Source: RefSeq, a predicted model, not a curated record
UUUCGUCAUCCGGGGAGGAGAGAGCAGAGAGUCGAGAGGAGCUCACAGAAGAUCGAAGAAGGCAGAGAGAGGGGCGGCGAGAAAUGUUCCUCGGUGGCGCUGCUACAACAUUUGUAAGAUAUUUCUCGAGGAAAUGCAGUACCAAUCUAAAGAGGAUAAACCCAAAGGUCCCACCUCAAGAGGCAUCUUCCAUAGCCAACGGCUUAUAUCAGAUCAUCAAAGACAAUGGCCCACUCACAGUCUCCAAUGCUUGGAACCAUGCCAAGGAUGCAAGUAUUAGUGGUUUGAGUAGCAAAACACAUAUGAAGAUAAUGCUAAAAUGGAUGAGAGGAAGGAAGAUGCUUAAACUGUUCUGCACCCAUGUUGGUUCCAACAAGAGAUUCCUCCAUUCAACUUUGCCUGAAGACCCUCAAGCUGUUCAACUGGAAGAAUCUCCGGCACCGGUUCGUAAAACUGCAAAGCCGUCAGCAAAAAGGAAAAAGCCUUCAGCAAAAAGGAAAAAGAAAUCCAAAUGAGCUUUCACUCUUCGACGUCGUAGAUCCUGAAAGAUCUGAAGAUGUGGGCUGCUAAUGAAUUCACGCUGAAAUUGCAUAUGAUAUGCACUGCCCGAGGUACCCAUUUUUGCUUCCUUUGUGCAUUGUGGGUUUUUUUUUUUGCUUAAUUUCAGAACUCUUGAAUACUGUUGAUGGUUGUGUUGAAAUGGUUUUUGAAUGGACAGAUGCGACUCAACAUCUUAAUUUUA